Messenger RNA from Rhododendron vialii, 753 nucleotides. Its product is annotated as homogentisate 1,2-dioxygenase-like. Gene Ontology annotation, biological process: L-phenylalanine catabolic process. The record is from RefSeq and is a predicted model, not a curated record. The transcript has 3 exons. Lineage: Eukaryota; Viridiplantae; Streptophyta; Magnoliopsida; Ericales; Ericaceae. Gene Ontology annotation, cellular component: cytoplasm. Gene Ontology annotation, molecular function: homogentisate 1,2-dioxygenase activity. Bases 83 to 313 code for a protein of 76 amino acids.
UUGCUUGAUUUCUUCAUCUUCCUUCCACGGUCGUUGGUUGCUAAACAUACUUUCCGACCUCCAUAUUACCAUCGGAAUUUGCAUGAGCGAAUUCAUGGGUCUGAUUUAUGGAGGAUAUGAGGCAAAAGCCGAUGGGUUUCUCCUAGGUGGUGCAAGCCUUCAUAGCUGCAUGACUCCCCACGAUCCUGAUACGAAGACCUAUGAGUUCUCGCAGGCAACAAUUGCUUGUGGAAAUGAAGCAAGACCACAGAGAAUAGCUGAUACCAUGGCUUUCAUGUUUGAAUCGUGUCUCAUACUGCGAGUCUGCCCAUAGGCUCUCGAGUCGCCCUUAAGGAUGAUGAUUAUUACCAGUGCUGGAUUGGACUGAAGUCCCAUUUCACUCGCGAAGCAACAAACAGUCAACUAAGUGACGUAUGGAAUGGUCAUGAUGAAAGUGGAACCAAAGGGCAUCGUGAAUGAUUUAGCUUCAGAUGUAAAAACCCAGGCACAUAAUAGCUUCCCUAUAAAUCUAUAACUGAUUUUUGCUUCAAUAACAUCUUGCUAUUUCUCUUAGCAUUUAGUGUAACUACAAAAGAGUACCAAAGUUGUAAAAUACAUAAGGUGUGCCAAAACAAUGAAUCCCUUGGAUUGGAAGAUCUAAAAUUGAUUUAUGUUUCAAUAACCUUUUGCUAUUUUUCUGUUAUCAUCACUACCGUAACCAAAAACACUUUCCGAUACCAAUUCAACUAAUGAGCACGUGGAAACGUGCGAAGC